AGAAAAAAAUCAUUACGACCACCCAUAUAUUUCUUUCUUCAUCGCAUUGCUGCGGAGGCCCUUGAUUUCUCUGGCAAAUUAUACCAUAUUCUCUUCUCCGUACAUUUCUUCUAAUUUUAAACACAAUGGGAUGGUUCUGGGCAGAUUCACAGCGGCCGGCCGCUGUGCCUAUCACCACCGCUCCUUCCGCGCCUCCGCCUGGAUGUCCUAUGCACCAGAAAGACGUCACAAUCCAAAAUUCAAAUGAACCCUCUCAAAGCGCUUGUCCCGUGAAGAGGUCGCCAAACUCGCCAUUUUUUGCCCAACCAUCCCCAGAACAACCCUCCUCAACACCCGCCCAGACAUCCUCAAGCACUUCGAAAAUCAACCCCUUCAACUACAUGUUCUCAUUCAUAUCUCAAGAGCGUGCAUCCAACCAAACCGUCGAUCUCCCCGUCGAACGCGAGAUCUCAUCAAUCCCUCGCGCCGACGGCGCUGGCGGCAACUGGGAGUAUCCAUCCCCUCAACAAAUGUACAACGCGAUGCUGCGAAAGGGAUACACAGACACACCCCAAGACGCCGUGGAAUCGAUGGUCGCCGUACACAAUUUCCUGAACGAAGGUGCCUGGGACGAAAUCGUCGAGUGGGAACAGAUAUUCUCCAAGGGCUUGAAGAGCGGAUGGGAAAAGUGUCGGAAUGGGAAUGAGAAUCUGGCAACUGAGUUGGCGAAACAACGCUUGAGAGCUGGGGGGGAAGAUGUGCAGCCGAGUCUGGUCCGGUUUCAGGGACGGCCGCAGGAGUUGAGUCCAAAGGCGAGGAUUUUACAGGCCUUGGGAUGGCUGUAUCCGGAAAAAUUCGGUGCUGAACCCCCUUUUGAUCGCCAUGACUGGUACGUUUCUCGCGAGACUCCAUCCGGGACGAAGGAGGUUCGCUAUGUGAUUGACUAUUACUCGGGGCCACCGGAGCCAACUGGGGAGCCGGUCUUCUUCCUGGACAUCCGACCAGCUGUGGACACACCAACAGCAGCUGUCGAACGACUUAUGCGAUGGGGCGGCGAUGUCUGGUGGAGAGCCAGCGGCGGAGCAGUGCGAAACGCCAAAUAGUCACUUCCAUGGUGCAUACUACAUCUCCUCUAUCUCCUCUCUGGUUGAGCUCAGCACGGAUCUUUCUUGGUUCUGCUCUGUUUAGGGACAAGUAAAUGCUCCGAUUUUUGUAAGAUGCAUUGUAGGUUUUGCGGCGUACUUGUUUGUAUUACUAAUAAAUGAUUUGAUGUCUACUAUGUAUAAAAUUGAUUAUGUACUAUCACUUACAAUUCGAUAUAUUAAUAUACAACGUUAAAACCAGUGAAAGC
Talaromyces proteolyticus is the source of this 1330-nucleotide messenger RNA. Its product is annotated as putative cytochrome c heme lyase. The transcript has 3 exons. Gene Ontology annotation, biological process: cytochrome c-heme linkage. Gene Ontology annotation, molecular function: holocytochrome-c synthase activity. Gene Ontology annotation, cellular component: mitochondrion. Lineage: Eukaryota; Fungi; Ascomycota; Eurotiomycetes; Eurotiales; Trichocomaceae. Bases 126 to 1082 code for a protein of 318 amino acids. The record is from RefSeq and is a predicted model, not a curated record.